CCCAGGCUCUCUCUCUCUCUCUUCUGCCUCUCUCUCUGAGUGCGCGACCUUGACCGCCCUUCGCUUCCACGUCUCAUGGCGCCCGAACUCGUGCCCGCCUCGGUGAAGCCCGCCGCCGCGGGGGCGGCGGCCCGGGCCUACGUGACGUUCUUGGCCGGCGACGAGGGCUACGUGAAGGGCGUGGUCGGGCUGGCCAAGGGGCUGCGGAAGGCGGGGUCGGCGUACCCGCUGGUGGUGGCCGUCCUCCCGGACGUGCCGGCGGAGCACCGGCGGGUCCUGGUGGAGCAGGGGUGCGUGGUCCGGGAGAUCGAGCCCUUGUACCCGCCCGAGAACAAGACCCGGUUCAUCAUGGCGUACUACGUCAUCGCCUACUCCAAGCUCCGUAUCUGGGAGUUCGUGGAGUACAGCAAGAUGAUAUACUUGGACGCCGACAUCCAGGUGUUCGAGAACAUCGAUCACCUUUUCGACCUGGAGGACGGCUACAUCUACGCUGUGAUGGAUUGCUUCUGCGAGAAGAGGUGGUGGGGCCACACCCCGCAGUAUGCCAUUGGGUACUGCCAGCAGUGCCCCGACAAGGUCCAGUGGCGUGGCGAGAUGGGCCCGCCCCCAUCCCUCUACUUCAACGUUGGCAUGUUCGUGUACGAGCCCAGCCUCGCCACCUACAACGAGCUCCUGAGCACUCUCAAGAUCACCCCUACCACCCCGUUCGCGGAGCAGGACUUCUUGAACAUGUACUUCGGCAAAAUAUACAAGCCCAUCCCACUUGUGUACAACCUCGUCAUGGCCAUGCUGUGGCGCCACCCCGAGAACAUCGAGCUCGAGAAGGUGAAGGUCGUCCACUACGACGCCGUGGGUUCGAAGCCAUGGAGGUACACCGGGAAGGAGGAAUACAUGCAGAGAGAGGACAUCAAGAUGCUGGUCAAGAAAUGGUGGGACAUCUAUGAGGACGAGUCCCUCGACUACAAGAGCUGCCCUCGCGCAGCGGCAGCGGCAGCUGGGGCGGGGGCCGAGGUCGGGGCUGAGCCGGUCAAUAUGGAGCCGUCCAUUGCCACCCUGUCGCAAGCCGGCGCGGUCCACUACGUCAUGGCACCUUCGGCCGCUGAGCGCCCGGGCUCCGAUCUCCGGCCCUUAUAGAGAGAUUUGAUGCAAAUAACUUUGGAGAUGCAAACACCUAGAGUUUGCUCUGUCUAGGCAAGUGGGUGGGAGAAUCUUCCUUUAGAAGGAUCACUGUCUCAUAUGGUAAAAAUAGGCUACUUUAACUUGAGGUCAAUUAAUGUUUUUAUCUUUAUUUUUUUAGGGCCUUGUCACUUUUAAUUUUUUUUAAGGAUGGCGAAAUAUAAAUAUAUAAGAAAAGCCUAUUGACUUGAGUUUUGACUCCUCUUAUUUUUUCUUUUUUCAUCUAAUCACGGAUAAAAUGAUUGUAUUUUAUUAAAUAAAACGCACCUAUUCAUCACCGUGUGCACUUACUUUUCUUUUUCGAUGAUUGAUUUUCCAAAGUUAAGGGUUUAAUUUGGGAUAUUGGCUCGACUUUAUUCGGUGCACUUUUCAUUGUCGGUAGUUGCACAAAAUUAGCAAUUUGCUGCGGACAGCGGUGGGAAAUGAAAGUAUCAAAGGGGUCAAAUUAAAUCACUUCUGCCCAACUUUAUCUCACUUACUUUUUGCGGAUGAUUUAAUACUCUUCCUUGCAGGAAAGAUUGUUGAGUGUCAAAAUGUGGUAGCGGUUCUGGAUCAAUACUGUUUUGCGUCUGGACAAGCACUAAAUCUGAACAAGUCGGGUAUGUUUUUCAGCAAAGACUGCCCAAGGGAAUUAAGAAGAAAUAUGACAUACAAGCUGAGAGUUCCCGAGAUAGAGAAGACAGGGAAGUAUUUGGGAAUUACCAUCCGACUGGGGCUGCUAAAAAAAACAAAUGUUUGCUUGGAUCCUCGAUAGAGUCAAUAAGAAACUGGAAGGUUGGAAAGAAUUUUUUUUAUCUAAGGCAGGGAAAGAAAUCCUCCUUAAAACAGUGGUGCAAGCUCUACCGCAGUAUGCAAUGUCCAUCUUCAAAAUCCCCCUAUCCAUUUGUCGAACUAUUGAAAGGAAAAUUGCAGCUUUCUGGUGGAAAAAUUCUGAAAACAGGAGGGGGUUACACUGGAAAAACUGGGACACUCUUAAAGCAAGAAAGGAUGAAGGUGGCCUAGGUUUUCGAGACUUAAUUACAUUUAAUGAGGCAAUGUUGGGGCGACAGGCAUGGAGACUAAUCCAGAAUCCAUACUCUCUCUGGAGUCGGCUUUUUAAAGGAUUGUAUUAUCCUCAUA
Molecule: messenger RNA, 2295 nt
Organism: Syzygium oleosum
Lineage: Eukaryota; Viridiplantae; Streptophyta; Magnoliopsida; Myrtales; Myrtaceae
Product: galactinol synthase 2-like
Exons: 4
Coding region: 76-1134 (352 amino acids)
Molecular function (GO): glycosyltransferase activity
Source: RefSeq, a predicted model, not a curated record